This is a messenger RNA of Stylophora pistillata, 3554 nucleotides long. Its product is annotated as 85/88 kDa calcium-independent phospholipase A2. Gene Ontology annotation, molecular function: long-chain fatty acyl-CoA hydrolase activity; protein binding. Gene Ontology annotation, biological process: positive regulation of ceramide biosynthetic process; lipid metabolic process. The record is from RefSeq and is a predicted model, not a curated record. NCBI's taxonomy places the organism in Eukaryota, Metazoa, Cnidaria, Anthozoa, Scleractinia, Pocilloporidae. Gene Ontology annotation, cellular component: mitochondrion.
ACACAUUUACAUAUACUUACAAGAUGAAAGUGUUUCUCGGAAACGUGAAAUUUGCGGCGAAUUUUAACCUUUAAAAUCCUUAAAAAUUUCGCGAUGGGAACUACAACUUCAAGUAGCCGUGUAGAAGAAACGGUUUCGACGCAUUAUGAUUUUGCUACUGUGUUGGAAGAGCAAGUAAAGGGGGAGGAAUCUUUCCGACUAUAUCGAGUCACAUCAAGUCGUUUUGAAGCCGUACUUUACAACCCUAAACACUCACCACACUGUUUCAGUCUCUAUAGAAUGCCGGAAGAAACGGAGGCUAAACUAAAGUUCAAAAAUUUUUGUGAAAGACUAGCACCAUUUUAUCAAAGUUCCCCCAAAUGCUACAAUUCAGCAGUUCUCCAAGACCUCAUUUCCUGUUUGGAACAGCAUCCUGAUUGGUCAUUAGCUCAUGUUGCUACUCACAUGGGUCUGUCAGAAUGUAUGAAGCACAUCAAUGUUGCAGAUUCUGUGGAUAGUGCCUGUAAAGAUAAACAAAGGACUCCCCUGCACAUGGCAACUAGGAGUGGAAAGCUGGAUUUUGUGCAAACUUUAAUGGAGCAUGACCCCAGACUCCUUGUGAAAGACAAAUCUGGCAACACACCACUUCACUAUGCCGCUGAACGGUAUCCUGAUAUUCUGGACUCUUUUCUUAAAAAGGCCAAAGAGCUAGGUAAUCAGGUUGCAGAAGUUGUGAACACAACCAACUCUAGCAACCAAUCACCUCUGGACAUUGCCUGUCGCUAUUCCCAGGGUGACAGUGUACAAAUGUUACUAGAAGCUGGUGCUGACCCUAGCAAAUCACACAAUGGCUGUCAUCCUAUUCACACUGCUCUUAAUGCCAAAGGUGAUUCUUGCGUUGCCACACUAUUGGAGUUUCACCCUGAACAAGUCAAUGUCAGAGAUAGCAAAUAUGGAGGUACACCGUUACACUGGGCUAAGACCAAAGAGGCAGUUGAGCUUCUCCUUGACAGUGGAGCAGAUGUGGAAGCAAUUAACCAUGAUGGUGAAACACCACUUCAUAUUAUGGCUCGCUGCAAAAGACUGGGUUGUAUCAUAGUGCUAUUGAGCCGUGGAGCUCAAGUUAAUGCACAAAGCAAAGAUGGUUCAACUCCACUACAUCAAGCAGCAAUGGUUCAAGAUGUGGAUAUAGUGCGUGCCUUGAUUGUGUUUGGUGCCAAUGUUAACAUCACAAACAAGAGAUAUGAAACACCAAGACAUGUGGCCACUGUUGCUCAUCAGCACGGCUGGAAGGAAGUUGUACAUGCUCUUGGGUUCGUGGGUGCAGCAGCUUGUGAUAAGAGCAAGAAUGGAUGUACUUUGGAGUGCAACAAACCAUUCCAAGGAGAAAUGACAAUUGGUGGAACUCCAGUGAAAGCAGCAGAAAGAUUACCAGGCUACUUUGACAUCAUUAGACUUGCUGCAGCAGCAGCGGCUUCUGGACUACCACAAUCAAGAUCUUACCAAGACUCAGUUGAUGCACCGAGAAAGAGACCUGAUAAAGAAUCAAUCUUCAAAUCCCACCACAAAAAAGAAGCUAUCCUUGCCAUGGAUGGAGGAGGAAUCAGAGGGCUUAUACUUAUACAGCUUCUACUGGCUCUGGAGGAAUUCACAAAGCAGCCAAUUGUGCAAUUGUUUGAUUGGAUAGCAGGGACGAGCACAGGGGGGAUACUGGCACUGGCUAUAACCCAUGGCAAGUCUGCGCGAUAUUGUCAGGGUCUGUAUUUCAGAAUGAAAGACUUGGUUUUCAAUGGUCCUCGGCCUUAUGACUCAGAACCACUUGAGAAAUUUCUCAAACAGGAAUUUGGAGAAAGCGCCAAGAUGACGUCAGUACUUCACCCAAGAGUGCUGGUAACAGGAGUUUUGGCGGAUCGCAGACCUGCCAGUUUGCACUUCUUCCGCAACUUUGACGUACCUGAUGAAGACUGGGAUGCUGCUCAAUCAAUGUCGCCGUUUUCAUCGCCACCAAAACCCUCAGACCAGUUAGUGUGGCGAGCAGCGAGGGGGACUGGUGCUGCUCCGUCAUUUUUCCGUGCUAUGGGUCCGUUUUUGGAUGGUGGAAUGAUUGCUAACAAUCCAACCCUAGACGCUCUUACUGAAGUUCAUAAACACAAUCGUUUGGUGCGAGGCGACAGCAGUUGCUCGUUUGGACUUGUCGUGUCCCUCGGGACAGGUGUCCCGCCACCAAUGCAUGUCCAGUCAUUUGAUGUAUUCAAACCAGAAUCCAUCUGGGACGCAACCAAUGUCCUCAUGGGAGCCCGCGCUUUAGGAGAGUUGCUGGUUGAUCAGGCUACUGCUACUCAUGGGCCGGUUGUUGAACGUGCGAGGGCCUGGUGCCAGAUGCUUGGCGUUCCUUACUUUAGGUUCAGUUCUCCGAUGUCAUCUGAUGUUGGGCUGGACGAGACUGACGACCGCAUUUUGGUGAAAAUGUUGUGGGAGACUAGAGUGUAUGUCAUCCAGAACUACAAAGAAUUUGCUGAGUUGGGAAGACUACUGACAUCAUAAACACAAUGUACGGUUGUCAAGGGAAUGGAAAUGUUGUGGGAGACUAGAGUGUAUGUCAUCCAGAACUACAAGGAAUUUGCUGAGUUGGGAAGACUACUGACAUCAUAAACACAAUGUACGGUUGUCUAGGGAAUGGAAAUGAAUGAACCAGAUUGCGGGGCAACUUUUAUUGUCUUCCAUUUUGUGAGUUAUUACGACAUUCUCAGUGCACAAGAUUAAGCCAAUUAUAUAAUAUAGCCUAUGGUAUUUGUUAUCAUCAUAGUCAUGUAGCUUAACUUUGGUACAGUGCUCUUUAAUAUCGUAAAUAACAUAUUUACCAUUAUAUAUGGAAACCUAUGUGGUUGUUAAGGGAAGAAUUUGCAAUUUUCUGAACCUGAAAAAAAAAAAAAAAACUUUUAAAGUUCUUCAAGAUGAAAUAUUAUUUAGAGAGUUGAAAAUGAGCUUAAGUACCCUGUCUACAGCGCGCCAUAUUUGACGCGCACAGCACUUACCUUCUCACUUCUAUAACGUCUCAAACACUGUUGCAACAUUGCCACUCGUGGAAACUACGAGUCGCUUUUGUAACCCUUGCUGCAACGAGCACAUUAUUAUACAUCUUCACUUUUCACGGAAGUUUUCACUGGCAAUUUUUAUGCAACUUGUCAAGACAAGUGGUAAGACUGAUCUGCUCGCUCUAUAGCGCCUCAAUAGCGUUCUUCAUCGCUUAAAAUGUUCAAGACAAAACGUACUGAUACUCUAUAAAAAGGGAAAGUAAACCAUUAUUUAGAAGUAUUUUUUAAUAAAGAUCUUAUGAUCAAACUAACUGAGGUCGUCUGUAAAUCAAUUGCCCCUUAAACUUUUUAGUCUGAUACAGGUUAUUUUGUUGAGCUAAGUUGCUUUUUCUCCUUAGGCCCCAAAUUUCGUGUAAGAUAUUUUUCUUAUGUAGUGCUAUGUUUGUCCGCCAUCUUGUAGUUUAACCUAAGUGAGAAAACCCUCAGUUUUAAUUGAUCGGUAGUUUGUUUCUUUCUGAUUAAAUUAUCUCUCAAAGCGUC